Durotheca rogersii is the source of this 996-nucleotide messenger RNA. RefSeq lists its product as uncharacterized. NCBI's taxonomy places the organism in Eukaryota, Fungi, Ascomycota, Sordariomycetes, Xylariales, Xylariaceae. Bases 189 to 653 code for a protein of 154 amino acids. The record is from RefSeq and is a predicted model, not a curated record. The transcript has a single exon. Gene Ontology annotation, biological process: mycotoxin biosynthetic process.
UCCCCUCCCCUCUCUAUAUUACCUAGGUCCGCAUAAGCCCUGAGCCGACGAUUUCGCAUUCAGCCCCUGUCAACGACGCGCUCGCAACCCAACCGUACGUCACAACACGGUUCAACGGAUCUCUCUGGUACGACUCGCCGUUUAAGGGGCCGCCAGCUCCUGCCGUCGAAGAGGCGUGGCACCCGAUCAUGGAGUACGGGAUGAUCGCGGUGUCAGCGACGGAUUACGAGCGGGUAAACCACUCGGUCCGAACGGCGGUGCAAUUCCCAGCCGCAGCCGGGGGAGGUUACGUGGCUACGACGGUCGGGACGCACCAGCUGCACUGCCUACAUUACCUCUGGCAGGAUCACCACCGCGAUUACUUCCCCGACGUCCUGCGCAAGGCUCAGGAGGUGCCGGAGUUGUACGAACGCCACUUCGAGCACUGCGUUGAUUACAUUCGACAGAGCGUCAUGUGCCACUUCGACACGGGCUUGGUGACCUACGACUGGGUGCUGCAGCAUCAGAGCCCGACACCGAACUCGAACGCGAUGCACAAGUGCAUCGAUUGGACGGCCGUACAGGCCUGGCUGCGGGACCGGGCGGUGGGAAUUCCGGCCGGGUUUGAGUGGAAGCAGGCCGAUGGGCAAGAGAGCUUGCCGUGGAACCCAUGAAUUCGCCCUGGUGCGGGGAUGGAUGAGGGAUGCUGGACUGGGGCGUACCUGGCAUGUCGACCCGUCGACCUGUUGAGCAGCUAGCAGCUGGAGGGGGAGGGAAGGCUUGAUGGCGGCGUCGUAGUGGAGGAGAUGGUGAGAGGAUGCUGUAAGCAAGCCUAGACUAACGCCGGGUGGUUGACCUUGAAAGCUGAGCCUGUGCCUGAAGUGAUCUAUUAUGACAUCUGUCACGUAGUAAUUGAACCAGCCUAUAUAAGCCUACAUACCGCAAAGCGUGAAUGUAGGCGUCUACGUUUUACGUAACAACAUCUAAGUGGCAACAACUGCUGCUAAUUGACUGCUU